This is a messenger RNA of Trichoderma asperellum CBS 433.97, 1933 nucleotides long. Lineage: Eukaryota; Fungi; Ascomycota; Sordariomycetes; Hypocreales; Hypocreaceae. The record is from RefSeq and is a predicted model, not a curated record.
UGCCAUGCAGUGAGUCACGUUAGUUACUAAGUAGAACGUACCUAUCUUACGAAUCCAUCAAUUUUAAGCUCCCGGUACCAGACAUAGAAAUACCCUCCAUUUCCUAGACUGAAAUACGAUCGAUCGACAUACCAUUGGCCUCGGCACUUCAGGCUUUUCCAGCUGUAAAAACACCAUAACACCUAGAUCCGGUCUAUCGCAUCGCAGCCACCAUGUCUUCAGCUCGCGAUAUCAACGCUAGCGUUCCAAUUGCUCACAGACCUGCGGUCUCAACCAGCUGGGGUCAAAAUCUUUCGACAUCGCCCACUGCCACCUUCCAGUCGCCUCCAGCCAGCUUUGGCGCCGGAUUGCAGCCUCGCAAGAGCGUGCCCAAAGUGCUCAAGCCCUUCAAUACCCAAGACAUCAAGAUCUUGCUGCUAGAAAAUGUCAACCAGACGGGACGAGACAUCCUUACGGGUCAGGGUUACCAGGUGGAGGCCCUGAAGACUUCCCUUCCAGAGGACCAGCUCAUUGAGAAAAUCCGUGAUGUCCAUGUUAUCGGAAUCCGAUCAAAGACCAAGCUGAGCGAGAAGGUUUUGAGCGAAGCCAAGAAUCUGAUUGUCAUCGGAUGCUUCUGCAUCGGCACCAACCAGGUCGACCUCAACUACGCUGCCCGCCGCGGAAUCGCCGUCUUUAACUCUCCAUUUGCCAACUCCCGCAGUGUUGCGGAGUUGGUCAUUGCCGAAAUCAUCACCCUAGCACGACAACUCGGCGAUCGAUCGCUUGAAAUGCACCGCGGUACCUGGAACAAAGUGAGCGCCAAGUGCUGGGAAGUGCGUGGAAAGACAUUGGGAAUUGUUGGCUAUGGGCACAUCGGCUCUCAGUUGUCGGUCCUCGCGGAGGCUUUGGGCAUGAGCGUUAUCUACUACGACGUGGUAACUUUGAUGGCGCUGGGAACCGCCCGCCAAGUUCCUACGCUGGACAACCUCUUGGAGGAGGCCGAUUUCGUGACUCUGCACGUGCCAGAUCUCCCCGAAACGAGAAACAUGAUUUCAACCGCUCAACUGGCCCGUAUGAAGGAGGGAUCAUAUCUGAUCAACGCGAGCCGCGGAACAGUUGUAGACAUCCCUGCUUUGAUCCAGGCCAUGCGCUCAGGAAACAUUGCAGGCGCUGCUUUGGAUGUUUACCCCAAUGAGCCGGCUGGCAAUGGCGACUAUUUCACCAACAAUUUGAACCAGUGGGGCGAGGAACUCCGUAGCUUGAGCAACCUCAUUCUCACCCCCCAUAUUGGUGGUAGCACAGAAGAAGCACAGAGCGCAAUUGGUGUCGAAGUUGCCGACGCGUUGGUCCGCUACAUCAACCUUGGUAUCACUUUGGGCAGUGUCAACCUACCGGAAGUUCAACUGCGAUCCCUGACUUUGGACGAGCCAGAUCACGCCCGAGUUAUCUAUAUCCACCGAAAUGUCCCUGGUGUGUUGCGUAAAGUCAACGAGAUUCUCGGUGACCACAACGUCGACAAGCAGCUCAGUGAUAGCAAAGGAGAUCUGGCAUAUCUGAUGGCCGAUAUCAGCAACGUAAGAUAUGAGCAAAUCAAGGAUAUCGUCGAGAGCUUGGAAAGCCUGAGCUCCUGCAUCAUGACCAGGGUCCUCUAUUAGACGAUCCACGGUCUCCUGUGUAGGAUUGGAGCCAAGUAAUCUCCGCUCGUUAUUGCAUAUUUAUUGGCUAGGAAAAAAGUUUUUAGAAACAUGGGUUUGCAGACUUGGUAUUGAGAAAAUCAAUAUAUAUGGGCAGUGGUCAUAAGUCACUUCAACAGUGCCCGUGCUGCUUCAACAGCUGUCAGUGGAUUAAUAUUUUAUUUGAUGGCUGGUAUUUUAUGUGCACGUGCAACAAUAGACCAUAGUAAUUAGGAACAAAAAAAAUUCUGGAAAAUGGACAUCAUACAUUGCAUACCUCA